Molecule: messenger RNA, 6837 nt
Organism: Carassius auratus (goldfish)
Lineage: Eukaryota; Metazoa; Chordata; Actinopteri; Cypriniformes; Cyprinidae
Product: fidgetin-like
Exons: 3
Coding region: 300-2546 (748 amino acids)
Molecular function (GO): ATP binding; ATP hydrolysis activity; microtubule severing ATPase activity
Source: RefSeq, a predicted model, not a curated record
CUCUAGAGCAGCUGUUUGGGGUUUGAAAUUCCAACAUGGCAGAGGCAGUGGUCAGUCUUCCACACACUAACUUGGAAUGGUUUCAAGUCGCUUAACCCGCACACGCAUUCAGCACGAGCCCGUCGGAUCGAUGCCGUUCUAACCCGAGAGGUUAUCCUGUCAUACUAACAGGUUAAACGAGUACCUGACGAAAAGGCCCCUGGUUUUCACAGCGUAAUUCGAUAGCUGAGAGGAAAAAGUGACUGUAAGCAACCUUUGGAAUUCACGUUUUCCAUUCUCCUGAUUUCGCCUUUGAGAAGAUGAUCACUAGCUCCAGUGUACAUGGCUUAAAGAUGCAGUGGACCCCAGAGCAUGUGCAGUGGGCCGAGCAACAUUUCGACAUCUCAUCCACAACACGUUCCCCUGCACAUAAAGCAGAGGCAUACCGUGGACACCUGCAGAGGACCUACCAGUAUGCCUGGGCCAAUGACGAUAUAUCAGCACUGACGGCCUCCAACCUUCUGAAGAAAUAUGCAGAGAAGUAUUCUGGUAUCCUAGAGGGUCCCAGUGAGCGGGCGCUCCUGUGCUCGUACUCCGAGAGUGCCCCAGGACUCUUAAAUGGACGCAAGUCAGAGAGUGAAGCAUGGCAGGAGGGGAUCUACCCAAUGAGCUGUGCUGCAGAUGUGGUUUCUGUAAGUAAGAAUGGCAUGACUCCCGCCCUGCCUCCUCCAGAUGUGACGGCAAGUGUUGGCACCUCCUCUGGUGUGGCAAGUACCUUGAGUGAGCCCAGCUACUCCAGUAGUAACUGCGGGAAUCAUGCGUCUACUACACUGCAUUCGGGGAUCUCCUCUCAGGAAUUCGCGAGCAGUUACAAUGGCUCGUACUUGCAUUCCACUUACAGCGGUGGGCAAAGCACACCAGCUCUCCCGUCCCCACAUCCCUCACCUUUGCACAGUGCUGGGCUCCUUCAGCCUCCACCCCCGCCACCUCCUACCCUAGUGCCCAGCUAUAAUGCAAGUUCCCCCAAUCUCUCCAGUUACAAUUACCCUCCAGCAGGUUAUCCCCCACAGACUGCUGUUGCCCCAGGCUACAGCCCAGGAGGAGCACCCCCUCCCUCAGCUUACUUGCCCUCAGGCAUUGCUGCCCCCACUCCCCUACCCCCUUCCACCCUUCCCGGUUACUCCUACCAAUCCCACAACCAUGCACCAAUUGCACCAACACCUUUGAAUGGCAGCUCGGCCAACACACUGAAAAGAAAAGCAUUUUACAUGACGGGCCAGGGAGAUAUGGACUCUAGUUAUGGAAAUUUCAACUACAGCCAGCAGCAUUCUGCUCAAAGCCCCAUGUACAGAAUGCCAGACAACAGUCUUGUUGACUCAACCAGAGGGAAUGGAUUUGACAGGAAUGCUGACACAUCAUCUUUGGCGUUUAAGCCCACGAAGCAGUCAGUGCCACAGGAUCAGCAGCGGAAAUUCGGCAGCCAGUCCAGCAGGGCACUAACCCCUCCUUCUUACGGAUCCUCCAAAGGUUCCUUGGGAUCCCUGCGCUCAGGCCAGUCAUUUGGAAAGUUUGGAUCCCCUGUCUUGAGUGACCAUGGUGACGACAGCAGACAGCAUCACCCUCAUUCCAUUGGUACGGCCACUUCAUCCAGCCACCCCGCUGAGGAGCAGUUAAAAAAUAGCGAUGCUAGUUUGGUAGAGAUAGUCACUACUGAGAUUCUGCAGCAGGUACCCCCUGUUGACUGGAGUGACAUUGCUGGACUGGAGAUGGCAAAAGCUACCAUCAAGGAUGAAGUCCUGUGGCCUAUUCUGAGGCCAGACAUGUUCAGCGGUAUGGCCACAUUACCUCGCAGCAUCCUUCUCUUUGGACCUCAGGGCACAGGCAGAACACUGCUCGGCCGGUGUAUGGCCAGUCAGCUUGGCGCAGCUUUCCUCAUCCUUAGUGGCUCUGCUCUGGUCACAAAAUGGCUUGGAGAGGGCGAGAAGAUCGUCCAGGCCUCAUUCCUUGUUGCUCGUUGUCGGCAGCCUUCUGUGGUUUUUAUCAGUGAUAUAGAUCUGCUGUUGUCUGCCCAGUUGAAUGAAGAAAGUCCAGUGAACCGAAUCAAGAGUGAACUCCUCCUCCAGCUCGAUGGAGUUCUGAGCUCACCAGAGGAACAUGUUCUAGUAGUAUGUUCCACCAGCAAACCUGAAGAGAUUGACGAGACUCUACGAAGGUACUUUGUAAAACGGUUGCUUGUCCCCUUACCGGAUGCUGCCGCACGACACCAGAUAUUCAGCCAGCUGCUCUCACAGCAUAACUACUGCCUCAGUGACAAAGAGGUUGCACUGCUUGUUCAGCGGACAGAAGGCUUCUCCGGGUUGGAUGUGGUCCGACUUUGCCAGGAGGCCAUAGUUGGUCCUCUCCACGGCAUGUCCAGCACAGACCUUUCCAGAAUGAUGCCAGGUCAGAUGAGACCGGUGUCAUACCAAGACUUUGAGAAUGUGUUUUGCAAAAUCCAGCCCAGCAUAUCACAAAAAGAACUUGAUACAUACACUGAAUGGAAUAAGAUGUUUGGUUGUAGUCAGUAAAGAGUGAGGGUGUAAUGAAAUCUGAGGGGUGACCUCCUUUGCUCUAAGAGGGGAUUACAAUUCAGCAUUCUUUGCGUGACACAUGCAAUUAAAUAGUGUGGUUAUUACAAAUGUAGACCCCUAAAGAAGAACCUGAAGGACUGUCAGAUACAGUUGAAUGAUGCAUGGCUGUACUUAAGUCAAGGUCUGGCCCUUUGCACAUAAUCCAGACAGAGAGAUACUGUUUUCUGGGCUCAGUACUGCAGACGCAGAGCUCCACUUACCGAGGAACUCUGUAAGUCAGGACCAACUUCUUUGUGUGUAAAUAUCAUUCUGCUGUUUUUGAAAUUUUGUUGCUAUGAAGUGCCUGAAGUGGUGCUUUAUUGAUUUGUAUUUGUUUGCCUCACCAUCUACAUUGGUGGCAUGUGCUAAUAUAGAGAGCUUUAACAUGAAACUAAAUCAGACAUGUUCUGCUUUUCAUUCAUUUUCUUGUUUUUGACACUUCUCUCAAAAUAACAACAGUAUUCCUCAAUCAAGUCUUACCUGUAGUCCCCAGGAAGGGCAGGAUAAGGUCCAUGAUGUGCUUUGAAUCCGGAUCCUAAUUUAUGAAAUUCACUUGUUUGAUUUUCUUCAAAACCUCAGGAAAGUGAUUGUGAUUUGUACAGUACCUCAAAAAGGAUUAUGCGAUAGCACUACAUACUGCUGACUACAUUUGGUUUGGUUUCUAAUUUGCUUCUUCAAAAACUCUAGGUUUACCUCAACCAUUAAAAAAAUCAAAAGGAUAUGACUAUGAAUGUAACCAGAACAUUUCUGGGUUGUUUGGAAGAACAAUUUGGGGAGUUUCUUUUUUAUUCUUAUUGUUCCUUCUAAAUUAUGUUUAAAUUCCUUUGCGGACAUUGCUUUAAGUUUCGAAAGCAGAAUUGUGUUCCAGUAUUGACAACAGCACCUGUUCCUCCCUGCAUAGCACAGUUCAGACUCUACAACGAACACUCGAGUCAGAGAUGGGCACUAUCUGUUGUGUUGAUUAGAUUUGUCCAAAACCAGGUCAGUGCCAGAGAAUGCAGUGGACUUCAACAUUUGCGUGUUUGUCUCCUCUCUGCAGAAUAGAGUUGGGGUAAAUCACAACUUUACAAAGAGACUACAAGAUUCUUAAAGUGGAAAUAUUUUCACAUUCUUCAUAACACAUUUACGUAUGGUUCGUUUUUGUUUCGAACUCUGUCCUGCUGCUGUGUUGGUUGGUGUAAAGAUAUCUAAAGGAUCAUGUGUACCCUGCAUUCUGUUCUACCUCAGUUUCACACUAUUUUCUCUGCAACUAGAACAGAAAGAUGAGAGCUUGGUUUCUUCAACCUCUUUAGGUUUGCUCUGCUCUGAAGCCUCCAUAAAGAACAAGCUGCCUUUUUUCCAAGAAAGAAACAAGAAACGUUUGUCUCAAACUACCUGUGCAAUUCCUCUGCUCUGAGUACCCAGACGACUGUAAACACCCCUUUGUGUUAACACACACAUUAUUGAUGGGGUCUCUUUGGGGCCACUUACUGGGGCCAUGUUCCCUAAAGCCAGAAAUGUACUCUACGCAAGUAUGCAAGUGCUUAUAGCAAUGCAGGUUAGAAGAAUGCUAGUGUUGUUGCUUUCCAAAAUGCAUCAGACUGCAAACUAGACUAUUGCUAAAAAUAUACCCCAGCGACUUAAGACUGGAUUUGUGGUCCAAGGUCACAUAUACAUAUGUUAUUCACAUUAUUACAUAACAUUGUGAACUUUUGUAAAGCGUUUGGUCAUUAACUUUUAAAUGCAUCAUGUUAAAGAUGCAAUUAUGAUGUUGUAUGUCCCAAAGAGUACAUACUUUAAAGGCUUGGUAUAAGGCGGCAAAUUAAGAUGCAGCAUCAAGACAACUACUGUAACAGUUUAUUGUGAUAUUAUUGCUGAGCAAGUUAGUCAAACUCUUUAUAUUUUUAUGUUUGUACACCCAGUUUCCUGGUGUAGACAUUUAAAGGAAACUCUAUUGCCCCUUUGAGAAUGGAGGUAUGUUACUUCCACAAUAUUGCAAGUACGCACAACAUGCUCUUGCAGUACUUUAACUAAACUUUUGCAUUUGUGUACUUGCAUACAGUAUGUUUCUAGUUCAAGGUAGCACAGGAUGUUGGUAAGCAUAAGAGGAAACAUUAUGUUUGAAUGUAUUUUUUGUUUGUUUCUUGCUAUGUUUACUUUCUCUGAUCCUUUGAGUCAGCUUUUUUUGUCUAGCACUAGAGCUGGUGAAGCGAUGUGUCCCUUUUUCUCACGAAUCAGUUUUUCUCUGGCCUUUAUAUAAUGUGUCUCAAAUGUUGGAGAGGAUGCACACUCGGUUUCAAGUUUUUUUGUUUUUUUUUUACGUCCACUGUAGUGUAAUUUGACUCCAUUUUAAGGUGCUUAUUUAGCAGUCGGAGGCUUCGUUCAUCCAAUACAUGUGUAUAUAUAUAUAUGACAUCCUUAAAGAAAUAUCUACUUUUCUGGCAGACAUCCAGAUAGUCUUUUCUGUAGCUGUGAGACACCACUUUCUUCACAAUGUUCGUAAAGUGAUAUGUACACCCAAAGGACUAUGAUUUCUAACCUUGUUUUGUCGUCUAAAAUGGAAACAUUAUUUUUCUUAAAUGGUAUUUUCAUUCUGCUUUCUUGUUUUUGUUUUGAUGUUUUGAAGAAAAGUUACUAUUGUGCAAUUUGUCAAAUGCACUUUUUAUGUUUUGUGUGUUAAAGCCUAUCCCACGUAAUUGUCAAAACCAAAGCGAACAAAGCUUUUUAAGAUCAACAGCUGAUCUGUAUCUCUGACGAUUUGAAUUCAUCCACACUUUUAGGGAAAUGUAUAUGGGACUUCACAUUGAUUUUACCAUGUGGCCAAAUAGCACUGAUGAACAAAUCCCGCACUGACCCUGAAAAGAAAAAUGAUCUUUUAGUGUUUCUGCAGGUGUUGUUUUUUUAAUGUUUGUGGCCUAAAUGCCCUUGAACAAAACGGAUUCCUAAUUUUAUUUUUGAAAGCUCUUUGUAAUUGGUUAAAGGAAUGUUCUUGACAACAUAACAUAAAUUAGGACAGAAAACAUUUUUGGUCAUGUCACUUCUUUUAAGACAAACCAGUACCAAAAAAAUGUUUAAUAUUUACAGUCAUUUACAAGAACAAGUACAAGGCCAGUUAUUUUUGUUUCAAAAUUAUAGCCAAUAUUAUUGCAUUUACUUGUUAACAUAAGACUAGUUUGAUUUAAACUAAUUUACUUUGCUAAAGCUGUAUGCAGUCUUUUAACCUCAAUGUCAUAAUGCACAGUAAAGCCAAUACAUAACAGGAAUCAUUGUGAUAUUCAGGCAUUCAUCCACUAGAAAAGUAUUCCCACUUCAGAAAAGUCAUUUCAAACACAUUUACAGCUUUGUGCUGCAUAAUUCAUGUAAGUGCUUUAACAAAAAUGCUUCUGAACCCUCCAGCACUCUUUACUUCCAUCGUAAGUGUUACUUUAACUAUGAAUUUUGAUUUGUUUGUUUUUUUAACUGAUGGAUUAGUCCAAAUUAUUUUCAGUGGUAAUCAAUAUUAUGCUGUCAAUAGAGCUUAACUUAUAUUGAACCGGAUCAUUCCUUUAGCUGAUGGCAAAGGAAAUGUGGGAACAUCCAAAAAGUACCAUGUUUUAAAGCACAUCUCCUCUAUGGAUAUACAUACAAAAAGAUCACUUGAUUUUGUUAAUUUGCUGUAUUAAUUUCCUUUAGCGCUAUUGUUGAUGGUUGUUUCCUUCAAGUGGUCACCAGUGUUUGUUUUUCAACCAUUUUUCUUUAUGACCAUUUCUACCUCAUUGCUACAUAUUGACAUGUAGUACCUAUGUUCUGUCUUUUUUGAAUGUCACACAUUUGUAUUAAAGAAAAUAAAAAUAAAAACUUAUAAAAACAAUAAAAAUAAUAAAAAAAAGGCUUGUUCUUUGAUUUGAGCAGUCUACCUCAGAAAGACUGUGUCCGUACACUGAGCAGUGGAGUAGCUGCACAAACUGAAAACACACAUUAGGCAGAGACGAUGCACACUGACCACAUGAACUCGAAGAUUCGUUAUGCCGCCGCAAUCUGGAAUAUUGUGGAUUGUAUAGGUCUUCUCUACAUGCAGUUUUUUUCCUUUCAUUUUUCAAUUGAAAUAAAUCACUUUCCCCCCUUUGUGCACUGUAGUGUGCAUGUGGAUAUGUGUGCACUUAUGAAGUGUGUAAGUGUGCAUUUUUAUAUAUGAAAAUCCUAUAUGAAAUGUAGUUACAUUUCAUAUCCCAUAUUUGUACAUUAGAUACACUUCAUGUACAUUUGUUAUUAGUAUAACAUUUUAAAACGC